Chenopodium quinoa (quinoa) is the source of this 1368-nucleotide messenger RNA. RefSeq names its product mitogen-activated protein kinase kinase kinase 18-like. The transcript has 2 exons. The record is from RefSeq and is a predicted model, not a curated record. Gene Ontology annotation, biological process: protein phosphorylation. Gene Ontology annotation, molecular function: protein kinase activity; ATP binding. NCBI's taxonomy places the organism in Eukaryota, Viridiplantae, Streptophyta, Magnoliopsida, Caryophyllales, Amaranthaceae. The coding region runs from base 1 to 1368 and encodes 455 amino acids.
AUGGAAGUCGAAAAUUCGAAGUGGGUUCGAGGCAAGAUGAUCGGAAAGGGAAGCUACGGUUCAGUUAGCGUUGGUUUAAGGGAAUCCGACGGCAGUCGUUUCGCGGUGAAAUCAGCUUCAAAACAAUCUCUUCAAAGCUUGGAAUGUUUAGAGAACGAGAUUAAAAUCCUCCGUUCUCUAUCCUUGUCUUCUCCGUUUAUCGUCGAAUAUUACGGAGACGACGAAACGACGUCGCACAGGAAUCUACACUUGGAGUAUCUCCCUGAAGGUGACGUGGCAAGAAUCGGCGGUGUCGACGUGGAGUUAAUCCGAUCGUACGCGUGGUGCUUGGUGAAGGCGUUGAAGGAGGUUCAUUCAAAAGGUGUUGUUCACUGUGAUAUCAAGGGUAGUAACGUUUUAGUGGGGUCCACUCAUGGUGUCGUGAAACUCGCUGAUUUUGGCUCGUCAAAAUUUGUCAGUGAUCAAGAUCAAAGUUGUAAGAUUGUGCCACGUGGGAGUCCGCUCUGGAUGGCACCCGAGGCCGUCCGGGGAGAAGCGCAAGGGUUCGAGUCUGACAUAUGGUCAAUUGGCUGUACUGUGAUUGAGAUGUUCACCGGAGUGCCAGCGUGGCAAGAUAAUGGCGCCCGUACUUUGUUCAAAAUCGGGUAUUCGAACGAAUUACCCGAAUAUCCGAAGAACAUCUCCGAACUCGGAAGGGAUUUCUUGGAUAAGUGCUUGAAUCGCAACCCGGAACAACGCUGGAGCUGUGAUCAGCUACUCCAACACCCAUUUUUAGUCCCUGUAACUGUUUCCAAGGUUACAGAGUCUACUCCUAGAAGUAUUCUUGAUUGGAACAAUCUUGAUUUCUCUGAUGAUGAUGAAGUAUCAACACCUUCGUCAUCAACACCUUCGUCGCCGUUGUCGUCUUGGUGUGAUGGAUUAUUCGAAGGGGUAUCGUCGGCGAGGGAUAGGGUGGGUAAAUUAGCGAGCACGAUGAGGGUAAAUUGGGAAAGUGAAGGUUGGGAGGAGGUAAGAUGUUUAAGGAGCAAGAAAGAAGAGGAGGUUUCGGAAGGGACAAGUUCGGAAUAUUCUGAUUUUGAAGGGGCAAAUUGGACAAUUCCAACGUGGGUAAAUUUAAGUUCAAGUAGUUCUAAUGAUGAUAAUGAUGAGAAAAUUAGUAGUGUUAGCGGUGCGGACGGCGGCGGUGGACGGUGCGGUCACAGUGAUUCAUGUGGUGGUGGGGAUAUGAUUGAGAAUAAUAAUAUUCAUGAAAGACAAAACAUGGAUUAUACAACUCACAAAUUGAUAUGGGCCUUUUUCCAAUGGACAGCAAGAAAGCAAUGCUUUUUAGCUGUUGGCAGCUUGGCAGAAGGAAGGCAGAAUUUAUAA